This is a messenger RNA of Helobdella robusta, 480 nucleotides long. RefSeq lists its product as hypothetical. Lineage: Eukaryota; Metazoa; Annelida; Clitellata; Rhynchobdellida; Glossiphoniidae. The transcript is spliced from 2 exons. The record is from RefSeq and is a predicted model, not a curated record. Bases 1 to 480 code for a protein of 159 amino acids.
AUGGAUUUCAACAUUUUGAAUAGACUUAAUUGUAAAGAACUAGUUCAAAAUAUUAGAAAAUCAACCAUAAAACUUGUUAAUGCUGAAUCGUCGUUGAUGAUGAGUGGGAAGGGUAGAUCUACGAGAAAUGCAAACAGUGAUGCCGUACGAUGUGAUAAAGAGUCAACAGACGUUCAGUGUUUUCGUUGCGGGGUUUCGUUUGCUGUCGGCUUGACUAAAGAAUCCUUAGAACUAGUAAAGGCAUGUAGUAAUGUCAAAUUUGUAUGUGAUGGGUGUUUAAAAUCACCUUCAUUGGAGGACCAGGUCAUCAAAAGCGUUAAAAGUGGAAAUGCUCAAAUAUGUGACAAGAUAGACAGCUUAAGGAAAAAGAUUAGAUUGAAAAUAGAUGCAAUCAAAGUGAAGUUGGAAGAAAAUAAAAGCAAAAUGUCUACAUUGGAUAUCCCUGAAUCAAAGCUCUGUAAUGAAAUUUUAAGCCUUUAA